AGUCGCCCAGCCGUCGCGUCUUCAACCCCUACACCGAGUUCAAGGAGUUCUCCAGGAAGCAGAUCAAGGACAUGGAGAAGAUGUUCAAGCAGUAUGAUGCCGGGCGGGAUGGCUUCAUCGACCUAAUGGAGUUAAAGUUGAUGAUGGAGAAACUUGGGGCUCCCCAGACUCACCUGGGCCUGAAAAACAUGAUCAAGGAGGUGGACGAGGACUUCGAUAGCAAGCUCAGCUUCCGGGAGUUCCUCCUGAUCUUUCGCAAGGCAGCAGCAGGGGAGCUGCAGGAGGACAGCGGGCUCCACGUGCUGGCCCGCCUCUCUGAGAUCGAUGUCUCCACCGAGGGCGUCAAGGGCGCCAAGAGCUUCUUCGAGGCCAAGGUCCAGGCCAUCAACGUGUCCAGCCGCUUCGAAGAGGAGAUUAAGGCAGAGCAAGAGGAAAGGAAGAAGCAGGCGGAGGAGCUGAAGCAGCGGAAAGCAGCCUUCAAGGAGCUGCAGUCCACCUUUAAGUAGCGAGCGGCUGUGGUCGGCCGCCCAGCCCUGGCCCCGGCGCCUGGUCUGGCAGGCGGUGAGGGUGGGUGAGGGCCAGCACCUGGGAGACCGAGCCUGACUCUGCAUCUGGCUGAUGGGACCACUACUAAAAACCUAGAAAUGUCUGUGAAUGAGCCAACUGAGAGGUCCCGCGGAGGAGGCCCGGCCACCUCUCGCUCCCUCCUGCUGUUCUGCGGUGUGACCCAGCACAGGCGCCCUGCCUGCAAUCCCUGCGCCUCUCGCACCCCUGGCCGCCCCGCUGCCUGCUCCAGCUCUGCUGCAGCCCAGCUCCUGGCUCUCGGGCCCUCCCCCACGUACCUGCCCUCCAUGCACAGCCCUCUCCUCCCUGCCCACAGGCCACUGCCCCUAGCCAGCACACCACACUCACCCUCAAGCCCUCUCACAGCCCUUCCUAGACCAGGGAGCAUCAAGACAGGACGGGAAGAAGCAUGGCUGCUUGCAUAGAGCGGGCCACAAGGACUCUCCCCCCAGGACCUUUUCCUCCAGCUCUGCCCCUUCUAUCUGCUGGAAUCGAUGGGGCUUUUAUUUUGGUGAAGGGACCCAGGCUUCUGGUACCCUGUGCUGUCAUGGAGACCAGGCCCAGGCAGGGUGAGGGACAGCUGGGCUGAUCUACCUCACAGGCACACUCUCUGCCGGGGGUGGGGCAGGGGGAGAAACACCCACUAGCACCCCCCAGAACAACCUGAGGGCCCCCAGGUGCUCUGGAGAGAGUAAGGCGGAGAGGAUUGGCACCUUCUUAGGGAAGAAAACAGAGCUUGGUCUCGCUUCUCCAGGACGUGUCCAAGAAGUGCUUUACCGUGUUUGCAUGCACCGGGCGGGCGGCGGGGCGCUGGGGCGCUGGGCCCUCACUCUACCUUUCACACCAUCCUUCCCCAAGUGACGUUCACCGCCUCGUCACCAGCGACGGGACCUGCCCGUCAUGCCCACCCUGAGGAAGCACCCCCGUGCUCAUCACCCAAUGGGCCGUGGUCCAGCCCGCGCCACGGCCCAGCUCUGCCACAGCUCCAUGUGCUUGCUCACGUGUGCGUGUGUCCGUUGCUGUGCUGUAAACUGUGACGUCAUCCCGUCCAAACCAGUGAACGGCCGUCCAGGCCAGUUAUGCAACCUUCAGUGUGUGUCCACAGCGUCUCUGCUUUUUAAACUCGGUAACUCUUUAUUUUAGUAAAAUGCCCCAAGAGGCCACGAAGCUCCAUUGGACUUGCAGAGGUUUUAUUUUUUUGGCCUUAGAAUCUGCCGAAAUUCGAGGCACUGAGCCCAUGCAGCAGCCAGGGCCCUGGAUUGCGUUUGCCUUAGCGGAUAUGUUUAUACAGAUGGAUAUAAAAUGUUCUUUUUCUUUGGGCUUUUGGCGUUUUAUUUUUUUCCUUCUCACCAAAAAAGAAAGAAAGAAAGCUACUUCA
This is a messenger RNA of Tupaia belangeri chinensis (Chinese tree shrew), 1942 nucleotides long. RefSeq names its product EF-hand domain family member D2 (gene EFHD2). Lineage: Eukaryota; Metazoa; Chordata; Mammalia; Scandentia; Tupaiidae. The record is from RefSeq and is a predicted model, not a curated record. Gene Ontology annotation, molecular function: calcium ion binding.